Messenger RNA from Nicotiana attenuata, 788 nucleotides. RefSeq lists its product as uncharacterized. NCBI's taxonomy places the organism in Eukaryota, Viridiplantae, Streptophyta, Magnoliopsida, Solanales, Solanaceae. The transcript has 4 exons. The coding region runs from base 174 to 671 and encodes 165 amino acids. The record is from RefSeq and is a predicted model, not a curated record. Gene Ontology annotation, molecular function: calcium ion binding.
AUUUGACGUGUGCUUGUGGAACUAGUAAUAAGAGAGCCUUUCGUUUCUUCUGCCACCUGACAAACUCACAUUGGCUUUGUUGGUUUAAGACUGUGUAAGCUUUCCUAGUUCCAAUCAUUCUUAUUCUUUUGGUUUUCAGUUUUCACUCUUUAUCUCAUCAGCAUUUCCAAACCAUGGGCCAGAUUCUUGACAAACUCCAAGGGAAGCAAUGGAGAGAGAAACAGAUGCGAAAGAUUACAGACAAGGUGUUUUAUCGUUUCAAAAAUGAAACAGGAAGAGCUAAUCUGAAGUUUGAAGACCUUUAUAUUGCCGUUCUACUUGUCUACAAUGAUAUAAACAAGCUUUUGCCUGGUCCUCACUUUGAUCCUCCUCCUAAAGAAGAAGUUAGAGCCUUGAUGCAGGAAUGUGACAUGAAUCUUGACGGGGAACUAGAUCAUGAAGAAUUCGUCAAGUUUAUUAAAAAGUUAACAAAGGAUACAUUCAUCACUGUGAGUCAGGGACUGAUUAUUACAUUGGCAGUAGCACCAACAGUUGCUCUUAUAACAAAGAGGACAACAGAAGGAGUUCCUGGUGUUGGGAAGGUAGUGCAGAAGAUCCCAAAUGCUGUUUACGCUUCCCUUGUGACCCUCACGGUUGUCAUGUUUCAGAAAGCAGUUGAAGCUAGGGAAUAGUGCAGUUUGUUUUCUUACAGAAACAAGUUUCUACUUAAUGUGUAUAAUUAAGAUAACAGACAUCUGCUACAAACUUGAUUUUGAGUAUCUCAUUGUUGCACACAACAAAUUCCAGAA